Messenger RNA from Lachancea sp. 'fantastica', 2592 nucleotides. The record is from the annotation of a GenBank genome assembly. NCBI's taxonomy places the organism in Eukaryota, Fungi, Ascomycota, Saccharomycetes, Saccharomycetales, Saccharomycetaceae.
AUGAUGCUGCGAGCAUCAGAGAAAGCUGUUCCAACUUCUCGGGUUUUUUUUAGGGCUUUUUUGCUACGGAGUUUCCAUAAUGGACCUCUCAGAAGGGUUCAUCCCGCAUCAUAUUACCACUCAUUUGUGAGACCUUCGACGCCAGUUCAUAUCUCAAGAGAACUAAUCCAGCACCUCACACAUCGCAGAUUUGCAUCAUUUUUCCCCAAGCUUCUCGCCAGAACCGUAAAGAUACCCGCCUAUAUUGGCGGAGGAGCUGCUGCCGUGAGCUCUUAUGUUGCAUACAAAGUCGAGGAAGCGACCAAUUUCUCUCACGAGAAGCUCUCACAGCUUAAAGACUUUGCCCAAAACAUGAAAAAUAGGCUAGGCGACGCUUUUGGCGGCCAGGGUGGUUCUGACGGCGAAGGAGGUGACGCUGGUGAUCGAGAUGCUGUAGCAGCAGCAGCACUUCUGGCAUCUGUGGGCAAAGGAGACCCCAGUGCAGAAGCUAAAGAAGAAGAAGAAGAAGACGAUGACGAAGAAGAAGGCGACGAUAACACCGAAAACGAUAUUUUGAACCUGACCAAACAGAUGAUCGAAAUACGGGCUAUCCUCAACAAGGUAGACUCAUCCUCAGCCAAUCUGACGCUACCGUCUAUUGUAGUGGUGGGCUCACAAUCGUCCGGAAAAUCGUCCGUUCUUGAAUCGAUCGUUGGAAAAGAAUUCCUGCCCAAAGGUUCCAAUAUGGUCACCAGAAGACCCAUUGAACUGACGUUGGUCAACACUGCCGGAUUAAACGAGACUACAGCAGAUUUUCCUUCUCUCCGCGCCUACAAUAUCAAAGAUUUCAACGAAGUCAAGCGGAUCCUGAUGGAACAAAAUAUGGCCGUGCCCUCUUCGGAAGCCGUGUCUGCCGACCCCAUUCAGCUGACCAUCAAAUCGUCCCGUGUUCCGGACUUGUCUUUGGUUGAUCUACCUGGAUACAUUCAAGUGGAAGCUGCAGAUCAACCACUAGAGCUGAAGAAUAAGAUUCGUCAAUUAUGUGACACAUACCUGGCAGAACCAAAUAUCAUACUGGCAAUUUCCGCUGCUGACGUUGAUUUGGCAAACAGUAGUGCAUUGCGGGCUAGUAAAGUUGCAGAUCCAAAGGGAACGAGAACCAUAGGUGUCAUCACAAAGCUGGAUUUGGUGGAUCCCGCUCGAGCUCGCGAAAUCCUUAACAGUAAAAAAUAUCCACUCAAAAUGGGCUACGUUGGUGUCAUUACAAGGGCUCCGAAUACAACGGCCAAAUUCUUUGAUACUGGUUCAAAACAAGGGUUAUUUGCUCGAAAAGAUCCAAAAGAAACAGCGGUCGAACAAACACGUUCGUUUGAACGAGGUUACUUCAAGCAGAACAAAAACGCUUUUGCCAACUGUCAAGUUUCAACCAAAAGGCUCAGAGAAAAGCUCAUCAGCAUUUUGGAAAUAUCCAUGUCCGAGGCUCUAGAACCUACUUCCCGAUUGAUUCACCAAGAACUAGAUGACACAUCAUACCUUUUCAAAGUGGAGUUUAAUGAUCGACAACUCACUCCCAAAUCGUACCUCCUGAGUAACGUAGACGUUUUGAAACUGUCGAUAAAGGAACUACAGGAAAAGUUCAAUAGAUACGAACUAAAGUCCAUUCUGAAAGCCGAUCUAGAUCAGCGUGUGCUCGAUCUUCUUGCAACGCGGUAUUGGAAAGACGACAAUUUACAGGAACUGACCGCCAAGAAAACCGAAAAGGAUGAAUCCUCGGCAUUAUACUGGCACAAAAAAUUAGAGCUGUCUUCCGGAAGUCUCACCAAAAUAGGUGUGGGAAGAAUAUCUACAUCUUUGGUCACUAACGCAAUAUUGAAGGAGCUCGAAAACGUACUUGAUUUGACACAGCUCAAAAAUCACGACUUGAUCAAGGAACUGGUAAACAAUACAGCGGUGAACGUAUUGAAUACAAAAUACUACUCCACCGCUGAUCAAGUUGAGAACUGCAUUAAACCAUUCAAGUAUGAAAUAGAUCUGGAGGAGCGUGACUGGGCAGUGGCGCAUGAACACACGACAAAACUGAUGAGGGAGGAGAUUAGACAAUGCACUGACAGAUUACAGGCCAUAAAAAGUAUGGUUGGCGGCCGUAAACUGUCACAGGUUAUGACUUAUUUGAAACAGGAUGCUGGACACCAGGAAACGCUAGGCUUUUCCGCGCUGCUGCUAGAGCGUGGUAGAGAAGCUGAAUUUUUGGAGAAAAGAUCUCACCUGCUAAAUUUCAGGCUGAAGCUUCUCAAGAACAAAUGCCACUCCACUGCUGACAAGGACUUGUGUCCGGAAGUUUUUUUGAACGCUGUCAGCGACAAGCUGACUUCGACUGCCGUUUUAUUUUUGAAUGUUGAACUGCUCAGCGAUUUCUUUUACAAUUUUCCGAUCGAACUGGAUAGAAAGCUAUCGGGGCUGUCUGACGAACAAGUAGAGCUAUUUGCCAAAGAGGAUCCGCGUAUUGCCCGUCAUAUCGAUCUGCAAAAGCGGAAGGAUCUUUUGGAGCUUGCUCUCGAGCGCAUUGACUCCAUUCUGAUGUACAAACGAAGCUACAAAAAUUCCAAGUCUUGA